AUGUCACCUCAAAUUAAGCUUUAUCUGAACCCACCCAAGAACAAUCAGUAUUACAGCAAUCAUGAUCACAUAUCAGGAAGUGUAUCUGUAGAUUUUGGUAAGCCUGUUUCCAUCAAGCAAAUCAAUGUGAGCUUCAAGGGGUUCAUUGAAACCAUGACCAAGAUAGAUCCAGUUGUGAUGCGGAAUCAAGCAGCACUAAUGUCACCAAUGCAAGAUGCAAAGACUAUACAUACUUUGGUUAACAUAGGCCAGAAAGUUUUCCCACCAGAGAACGUUUUAAGUGCAAUUGAAGGUGAUCUAAAACCGUUUCAAUUGAAGGAAGGUGUUCAUGAAUACGAAUUUCAAUUACCUAAAGUACCAAAGAAACCAAAGUGCCUUUCCAGUCAUACAAAGGGGCUCAUGACUUAUUUAGAUAAGGAUCGCGUUAGAUUACCGCCAAGUUUUAACAACGACUGGAAAAACAUGCUAAGAUUCGACAAUUUAGAUUUAUUCUUCUACUCCUUUGGCAAAAUCCUUUACAUGGUGGAAGUACAAAUUGAAUUGGGUAAACCCAAAUCUUGGUAUAGACCAUUUGAAAAAGUUUUGACAGAAAUUCAAUUAGUGGAAUUCAUACCACAAUCCAAGGAUUUAACUUUUAAACUAGAUGAUAAACCUUCCAAAGAAGUACUAGAGUCUUUCAAGAAUUCUAAUGGCGAACAAGAGGAAAAAACUAGUAAUAAAUUACAAACUGAAAAAGCCACUGUCCCAACAAAUGCACCACUAGUAGAUGUGAUGACUCAAAAGCCAGAUGUCAGAGUCUAUAGGUCAACUUACAAAAUUGGAUUACCUGAUGAUGAUAGCGUUAUGUGGUUAGAGGCGAGAAGCCCAAAUUUGAGAAGGACAUUUAGAGGAGACCCAAUUUUUGCAGGUGGUAGUGGGAAAUUCGAUGACAUUUAUAUCGUCAUGAUGGGCGACAAAGCAUUAAUAGACAGAUUAAGAGUAAUUCCAACCAGAGUUCAAUUAAACCUUUUAGAAACAGUCACUUAUCUAUCACAGGGAGUCGCUAAUCAAAACGUAUCAUCCCUAAAAUUGGCGGAGGACAGAAUUCCAUUAGAGAAAAGAUCAACAGUUUUAAAGAAUUCUUGGGGUCGAUAUGUGCAAUUUAGUUCUAGUAAUCCUAAUCAAUGCAAAUGGGAGUGUGAACUACGAUUGAAAAACCAUCCAAAUUUGAAAAAAUUGAAAUUUAACGAAGAGGACUACAGACAUCGUGGUAAUCGUCUCUACAGUUUUAAAAGUUGUUCCAUCAAGAGAAUUUUCUCAUUUCAAUUGUUGGUCGAUUGGGAUAUUGUAGGUUUCAAGAGACAGAGUGAAAUUAUAGUGGAUCCAAUACAAGUCUUCGCUGACCGUAACGGCAGGAACCAAGAGGAAGCACUCCCGCUUUAUGUGCCGCCACCUAGCUAUACUGAAAGUACGCAAUACUAA
This is a messenger RNA of Zygosaccharomyces rouxii, 1461 nucleotides long. RefSeq names its product Art10p (gene ART10). The coding region runs from base 1 to 1461 and encodes 486 amino acids. The transcript has a single exon. NCBI's taxonomy places the organism in Eukaryota, Fungi, Ascomycota, Saccharomycetes, Saccharomycetales, Saccharomycetaceae. The record is from RefSeq and is a predicted model, not a curated record.